Molecule: messenger RNA, 1488 nt
Organism: Aureobasidium subglaciale EXF-2481
Lineage: Eukaryota; Fungi; Ascomycota; Dothideomycetes; Dothideales; Saccotheciaceae
Exons: 2
Coding region: 1-1488 (495 amino acids)
Biological process (GO): spermidine biosynthetic process; spermine biosynthetic process
Cellular component (GO): cytosol
Molecular function (GO): adenosylmethionine decarboxylase activity
Source: RefSeq, a predicted model, not a curated record
AUGGUCAACAUCGAUAUCCCUAAUGACUACACUGUCUCGCCCUCGUCGGCCACUCCUCACUUGACCAUCAACCGCGAUGUCACCAUUGACCUGGACUCGACCAAUGCCUUUGAAGGUCCCGAGAAGCUCCUCGAAGUAUGGUUCAGCCCUUCUGCCUCGUCCCUUCCUGAAGGAGCCAAGCCUUACGGUCUGAAGGCCGUCUCGACAGACACAUGGAAAGAGAUGCUCGACCUUGUCAACUGCAAGGUUCUCUCCAUUAUUGGACAUGGACAUAUGGACGCAUACCUUCUCUCCGAGUCGAGCAUGUUUGUCUUCCCACACAAGCUUGUGCUCAAGACCUGCGGCACUACCACUCUGCUGUACGGUCUGCCAAGAAUGCUCGAGAUUGCUGCCCUUGAGGCAGGCUUCCCUGGCAUGAGGGCCGAUCUUUCCGCCGCUGUUCCCGCUGCUGCCACGCCUCACCGUGUCUUCUACAGCCGCAAGAACUUCUUGUACCCUGACCAGCAGCGCGGUCCCCACCGGAGCUGGCGCGAUGAGGUCAAGUACCUCGACCAGAGAUUCCUUGGAGGUAGCGCCUAUAUGAUUGGAAAGAUGAACGGCGAGCAUUGGUACUUGUAUAUCACUGGUCCCAACACUCAGCUGACUCCCCCUGCUACACCCGAGAGAGAGACUCCUACCAAGAUCCUCGACUACCCUGAGCAGCUCGCAGCUGAUCUUGCAAAUGCUCAGAUCGAUGAAUCUCAGGAUGAGACCCUUGAGAUCCUCAUGACCGAUCUUGACGAGCAGAACGCCCGCCAGUUCUACCUCGAGGACGCAAGUGCGAUCGCAGAGGGCAAGUACCUCGAGCAGUCCCAGAAGGCUCGCAAGGAUGCUAUCGCACACUUGGGUAACAUCAAUGGCGCUGACGAUGUUGACGUCUUUGCACAGACUACCUCGGAUCCUUCUGAGAAGUUGACCUUCCCUGAGGAGCUGACCACCGAAGGCCAUACUUUGGGCUCCGUGGUUUCCGAAGCCUGUGGAUUGGCUGAUGUCUACCCUGUGUCCAAGUACCCCGAGGCCAAGAUAGACUCUUACCUCUUCACUCCUUGCGGAUACUCUGCCAAUGGUGUUGUGCCUUCCACCGGAGAAUCUGGAUCAGCUCACUACUUCACUGUCCACGUCACUCCUGAGCCCCAAUGCUCCUACGCCUCGUUCGAGACCAACGUCCCUGCCAGCCAGACCGGGCGCGAGACCCGCGACAUCGUCAUGCAGGUCGUCAACAUCUUCAAGCCUGGCCGCUUCAGCGUUACCAUCUUCGAAGCCAAGACUGAUGAGGAUGGCUAUGGUAGAGCAAGAGUCAAGAAGGACAAGAACAUGGACAACAUUGCCGGCUACAGACGUGUCGACCGCAUCGUCCACGACCUCGAGGGCUACGAGUUGGUCUUCAGAUACUUUGAGCGUCUUGACUGGAAGGGCGGCGCCCCUAGAUUGGGCGAAUACAUGCUGUAA